GGCCAAAGCCUUCCAGGUCACCUGUGAGCCUCCGCCCAGUGACCUGAAGCGGAGCCGGUGGCGCCUGGGACUAGGCCGGGGAUCUUGGAGGGAGAGAGGAUGGCUUCGUGGAGCUCUGACACCCCGGGUUCCUGCGACUGCUUUGUUUCGGUGCCCCCGGCCUCGGCCAUCCCAGCGGUGAUCUUUGCCAAGAAUUCUGACCGGCCGCGGGCUGAGGUGCAGGAGGUGGUGUUUGUACCAGCAGGCACUCAUGCCCCCGGGAGCCGGCUCCAGUGCACCUACAUUGAGGUGGAACAGGUGCCAAAGACUCACGCUGUAAUCCUGAGCCGCCCUUCUUGGCUGUGGGGGGCUGAGAUGGGCGCUAAUGAGCAUGGUGUCUGCAUUGGCAAUGAGGCAGUGUGGACCAAGGAGCCAGUUGGAGAGGGGGAAGCCCUAUUGGGCAUGGAUCUACUCAGGCUGGGUCUAGAACGGAGCAGCUCCGCCCUGGGAGCCUUGCGUGUGAUCACAGACUUGCUGGAGCGCUACGGCCAAGGGGGCAGCUGCCGGGAGGACCCCGCCCCAUUCUGCUACCACAACACUUUCCUGCUGGCUGACCGGACUGAGGCGUGGGUGCUGGAGACGGCAGGGAGGCUGUGGGCCGCACAGAGGAUCCAGGAAGGGGCCCGCAACAUCUCCAACCAGUUGAGCAUCAGCACAGACAUCUCGGCUGAACACGAAGAGCUUCGGACCCACGCCCUGGCCCAGGGCUGGUGGGGUGGGCAGAGCACGUUUGACUUCGCUCAGGUCUUCUCCCUGGCCCAGCAGCCUGUGCGCAUGGAGGCUGCCAAAGCCCGCUUUCAGGCUGGGCAACAGUUACUGAGGCAGCAACAAGGGAGCAUCACGGCAGAGGUGAUGAUGGGCAUCCUCAGGAACAAGGAGAGUGGCAUUUGUAUGGACUCAGGUGGCUUUCGCACCACGGCCAGCAUGGUGUCCGUUCUGCCCCGGGAUCCCACACAGCCCUGCGUCCACUUCCUCACCGCCACACCAGACCCAUCCAGGUCAGUGUUCAAACCUUUCAUCUUUGGGGCGGGGGUGGCCCAGGCCCCCCAGGUGCUAUCCCCCACUUUUGGAGCGCAGGACCCCGUUCGGACCCAGCCCCGAUUCCAGACUCAGGUGGAUCGCCGGCACCCCCUCUACCUCCAGCACCAAGAGGCCCUUGGGCUGAUGGAGAGCGAGCAGGAUCGGGGGCAGCGGCUCCUGCAGAAGCAGCGGCAUCUGGAGCAGGAGGGCCUGGAGGCUGUGCAGCGGCUGUUGGCCGGGGAGUGGGCUCCAUCCCCACAGGAGCUGGGUGGCCUCUUCCAGGCCUUUGUGCAGAGGGAGAGCCAGGUGUAUGCCUGAGCACCGCCGGGACGGGGUGGGCACGGGACCCCUGGGAUCACAGGAUCAGCACAAUCCCUUCGCUCCCCUCAGCCUUGUUCCAGGUGGCCAGCUCGGCCUUUGCCUUAAUAAAGUACGUCAUUUUCCUGUUUGGUGAA
This is a messenger RNA of Suricata suricatta (meerkat), 1514 nucleotides long. It is a transcript of the gene SCRN2, whose product is annotated as secernin 2. Gene Ontology annotation, biological process: proteolysis. NCBI's taxonomy places the organism in Eukaryota, Metazoa, Chordata, Mammalia, Carnivora, Herpestidae. The transcript has 8 exons. The record is from RefSeq and is a predicted model, not a curated record. Bases 100 to 1377 code for a protein of 425 amino acids. Gene Ontology annotation, molecular function: dipeptidase activity; cysteine-type exopeptidase activity.